CCCGCCCCGUUGACGCCAGCAGCGUGUGACGUCAUUGUCCAAGAUGGCCCCACUGAGAUGUUUUCAGUUAAUAACAGCAGCUGUUGUUAUUAUUUAAUCAUGUAACAACACUUUACUGGAGAGGAUUAAUAUUGAAACAAACUCCUUCCAAUAAGAUGUUUUAGCUGCUUUGGUUUUGAUAACUUGGAGUUAUUUUCCGCUUCGCCAUCCAAAGAAGAGAACUGGUCUAAACAGUAAUACAAUGUUAUAUAAGGUGAUGUACUAGUUAUAAAGAAAGAUGUUUGCUCGAUUGAAAAAGAGAAUCCAAGAAGAAGGAGGCAAUGUGAAUGAUGUGGACAAGACUUUUAUUACAACUGGUGGGGGACCAGGAUUGGCAAGUCCUGUCAACAGAUUUCAAGGAUCCCCAUUUACAUCUCAGACCAGCCAACAUGGGAAAGAGUGGCCAGAUACUGAUUCAGGUGUAAGCAGUGCUGCAUCACCAAACAGUCAAUCCAGUGAAGACAUCACAGUAAGGUCAAGAGAGAAUUGUUCGAGGGAAGAAGUAGUGUCUUUACUGCAUCAGAAAACGGACCAAUGUAAAAAGCUAGAAUUAAAAAUAAAUAAUAUUAAAGGUAAAAAAGCUGUUGAAAAACGUGAAGCUUCAGAGACAAAGAAAGAAAAUGGUUUAAAGCAAGAUCUUCAGAGAUUAGAAGAAGAAAACAAGAAAACAAUAUCUGAAAGUAUUCAGGAAAAAGCUGAAUUACGAAGUCAGUUGGAAGAAGUUGAAAAACUGAAGGAAAAAUUUUAUAAACAAGAAGAAGAAAAUGAUGAAUUCCAGGGUUUAGCAACACAAGAAUUGGCUAAAAUAAAACAUUUGCUUCUGAUUGCUGAAAAUGAAUUAUCAAAAACUCAAGCUGAUUUGGAAGAGAAAUCCCAAAAGCUCGAUGAAUCUGAAAAACAAACUAAUGAACUGGAAAGCCAAAUUGCCUAUUUACUUGAGCAAGUUGAUAGUCUAACAGUUGAAAGCAAUUUAUUAAAAGAAGAAUGUAAAGCAAGAGCACAAGCUGUUGAGACACUUACAAUUGACAAGUCAGCCUUUGAAAAACGAGUCAUUGAAUUGACAUAUGCAGUGAAACAGAAAUCUCAACAUGUAUCAAGCUUAGAAUCUUCAACUGCCGAACUAGAAAACAAUCAUGUGACUUUACAAAGAAAUUAUGAUUUAUGUAAGACAAAAAUGACCAAAACUAUUGAAGAAAAGAAUGACCUAAUUGUCCAUUUAGAAGAACGGGUUAGCACACUUGAACAACGUUUGAAUGAUCAUGGUCUGUCAGAAAAUGAUCAAAUUAAGGCUUUACAAUCAGAGAGGGAUAGCCUUGAGAAAAAGUUGUCUGAGUCACGGCAACAGUUGCAGGAAGUAAAGUUUACUUGGAGUGACAAGAUAACCCACCUUGAAGGGCAGAUCUCCCAUCUGAAUGCGAAGAUUAUAGAAGACAGUGAAGAAUUAAGUGGAAGUCAACAGGCAGCUAAUUUAGAAAAGAUAAAUCUGCACAAACAGAUUGAAGAUCUGCAAAUGAAACUAGAUGAUGCAGAAAAGAGAGUAUCAGAGAACUGGGACCUUGCCACUCAAAAGGAUGUUUUACAUGAGAAGGAGAGAGAACAACAUAAACUUUUGCUGGAAGAAAUCAAAAUGAAGCAUUCAGAAACAGAAGAACUUUUACUAAAUAAAAUCGACAGUCUUGAAUCUCAAUUAAAAACUGGUUUAAUGACUCUUGAAGAAGUUAAGUUUUCUGCUGACCAGACAAUUGCUCAAAUGGAAGAAAAUGAAGAAGAAUUGAGUGCAAAACAACUGCUUUUAGAAAGGAAAAUUCAAUCUUUAGAAGAUGAAAGAAAUGAAUUACAGGAUAAACUAAUUUCUCAAGAGAACGAAUAUUCUGCUGUGUUAAGUGAACUUCAGGAGAAGACAAGUAAACUAGAGAAUGUGGAAAUGAAGCUGGAAGCUGCGGAAAAACAACUUGAUGCAGCUUUAGAGGAAUUGCAGGCUGUGAAUAGAGAAGCAUCAGAAACUAAGGCAGAUCUCCAGUGUUGUACAGAAGAGAAAGAUAAAUUACUUUUACGUAAUGCAGAACUGUUUCAACAACUGCAGUCAUUACAGCAGAGUCAGCAAGUUGAGAAAAUGGAGUACGAGCAAGUGUUGAAAGAGAAAUCUGAAAUUUAUACUGCACUAAAGAAAGAGGUGGAAGACAAUGAGGUAACACUGGACCAGUACAGAAAACAGAUUGCUAAACUGGAAACACAGAUACAAGAUGGUGCUGAGCUUUCAAGUGAACUCAUCUUAACAAGGAAUAAUUUACGCCAAUUAGAAGAAACACUUAAUGAUAAAAAUAAGACACUGAAGAGCCAACAGCAAAAAUUAAUAGAUCUACGGAAAACUCUUCAGAAAGAAUUGAAAGUCCAAGCGCUUCCAAAUGACAAUCUACCUCCAGACAAUCGGGACUCCUCUAACACACCUCCUCUCAAGAGAAAAAACAAUCUUGAACAGUCUGUAAAUAUAUCCACUAGCCUUAAUAAGCUGCCUCACGAGGCUUAUGCCAAAAGCCUUGAGUUAAACCACAUGCGUACUCAUUCCGAUCUUCCAGUUCAUGCAACUGAUUCAUUCCGAGUUAAAGCCGACGAGAAAGACGUCAACUUCCUCUACCUGAAACAUGUUGUUUUGAAGUUUAUGCUGAGCCGAGAGAAUGAAGCCCUGCAACUAAUCCGAGCAGUGUCUGUUCUCCUGAAAUUCACACAAGACGAGCAGCAGAUGAUUCGAGAUACUCUUGAGUACAAAAUGUCCUGGUUUGGGUCACGCCCUUCACUUGGCCGCGGUCAAACUGCCAAAAUUAUACCACCCUCAUUUUAGCAACCAUGUUUUAAUUAUUGAGACGAUUGCCAUGGGAUAUAUAAGCAUCACCACUUCCACCUUCAUUAUUAUAUAUCUCUCUCUUUCUUUUGUUCUUUCUUCUUUAUCUCUCUCUCUCUCUUAUCAUCAUCAUCAUACUCAGUGCUAUUUGCUGCUUCACCUAUGUAAAUGACCACCUUGUAUAAAGAAAGGACACUAUUUUCUUAUAUCUCUUGUAUAAACAAAUUAAUUUAAAAAGAAAUAACUGCGGUAACAAAAAAAAAGUAAAAUAAAAAUGGAAAGAAAAAGACAAGGAACUGACAAUAAAUAUACCAUCAAAACAAAACUUCCAAUCUAGUAGUACAACUAAAUAUAUAUAUAAAUGUGUGUGUGUUUGUGUAUAUAUAUAUAUAUAUAUAUAUAUACACAAUAUAAAUUAAUAUUUAUAUGCAGUAAGUCUGAUGCAUGAUUGCAGGUGCAAAUGCAGUUAGGUAGUGGUACUUGGUAAUUCGGUACUUGAUUAACUCUUGGUAUGGCUGUGUAUUUAUUUUGGUUGCCACUGAAAAUAAAAAUCUUUUUGUUAAACCCUGUCA
This is a messenger RNA of Octopus bimaculoides (California two-spot octopus), 3450 nucleotides long. RefSeq lists its product as uncharacterized. Gene Ontology annotation, cellular component: Golgi apparatus. NCBI's taxonomy places the organism in Eukaryota, Metazoa, Mollusca, Cephalopoda, Octopoda, Octopodidae. The record is from RefSeq and is a predicted model, not a curated record.